Molecule: messenger RNA, 1447 nt
Organism: Neltuma alba
Lineage: Eukaryota; Viridiplantae; Streptophyta; Magnoliopsida; Fabales; Fabaceae
Product: phosphatidylinositol transfer protein 3-like
Exons: 6
Coding region: 159-1169 (336 amino acids)
Molecular function (GO): phosphatidylinositol transfer activity
Source: RefSeq, a predicted model, not a curated record
CUGUAUAGAAAAGGGAACGAAGGCAUUCUUCUUGUUUUCCUGGAGAAGGCUGACCAGUCUUUUCUCGUUUCCGGGGUAUUCAGCUCCGAAAGAAUCGUACCUUCUCUGCUAUUCUGAUCGCCAGAUAGGAAAAUCUUGAACCAUCUCAGAGAUUUUAUAUGAACACCAUGAGCGGGGAUCCCGACAGCCCUGCCACUAAUGGCUGUGACAAUAUGUUAAAAUCACAAGAACAACAGGCAAAGGUCAAUGAGGUGAGAAAGCUGAUAGGGCCAUUAUCCGGUAAGGCCUUGAUUUAUUGUUCUGAUGAAUCCAUCUCAAGGCAUUUAAGAGCUAGAAAUUGGAAUGUCAAGAAGGCAACUAAAAUGUUGAAACAGACUUUAAAAUGGAGAGCAGCAUACAAACCAGAAGAAAUCCGCUGGGAAGAGAUUGCUAAUGAAGCAGAGACAGGGAAGAUUUAUAGAUCAAAUUAUACUGACAAGAAUGGGAGAACAGUCCUUGUCAUGAGACCUAGUCGACAGAACUCAGAGUCAAUAAAAGGACAGAUCAAGUAUCUUGUAUACUGCAUGGAAAAUGCUAUCUUAAAUCUUCCAGCAGAACAGGAACAGAUGGUCUGGCUAAUUGAUUUCCAGGGUUUCAGUUUGUCAAAUAUAUCAGUGAAGGUGACACGUGAAACUGCCCAUGUCUUACAAGAUCAUUAUCCGGAACGAUUGGGUUUGGCAAUACUGUACAAUCCACCCAAGUUCUUUGAACCAUUCUUCAAGAUGGUAAAGCCCCUAUUAGAGCCAAAGACGUAUAACAAAGUCAAGUUUGUUUACUCAGAUGAUCAUAACACCAAGAAGAUUAUGGAAGAUCUAUUUGAUAUGGACCGGCUAGAGUCAUCGUUUGGCGGGAAUAAUAACUCUGAAUUUGACAUCAAUAUCUAUGCUGAGAGGAUGAGAGAGGAUGACAGGAAGAUGCCCUCUUUUUGGACAAGGGUGAACAUUCCAUCGUCAGCCCCAUAUGAUGCUCCUUCUUUAGAUUCAAUCAAGCUAGACUCGGAUUCUGGUGCUUCAGACAAUGAAGAAAUAGACUCUACCCUUAGUCAUGAGGUGAAUUUAGAGAGCGCCAAAUCAGAUCAGGAUAUCUUGGCUCACCAAGGAGAUAUAAAUACCACAAAAGAUUUGCGUUAGAUUGAGAAAUUGCCUGCCGUCGCUUUUCCGAGGUCUGCACAGUCAACUGUAACGUAGCAAGACGUUAUCUUGGAGCUUGGGACUGAGACUCCUGUCAACUUUUCAGGCCCAAAAAAUAAACUGAUGUUUUCGACUUAUCCUAGUCACCUUUUUUUUUUUUUCCUUUCGCUUCUUCAUUUUCUAAUUUGACAUUUAUGAACACACAAGAUAAAUCCUACUUGACCCUUUACGGACUCCUGUGGUUUAACCUUGGAGAGUAUAUACUCUGAUUAAUUUUC